Molecule: messenger RNA, 3140 nt
Organism: Owenia fusiformis
Lineage: Eukaryota; Metazoa; Annelida; Polychaeta; Sabellida; Oweniidae
Source: the annotation of a GenBank genome assembly
UGGAAAUGUAAAUAGCAAUGGCGGAAGUGUGUGGACAAAAUUAAACACUUAUUUUGACAUAUUAAAGUAUUUUAAACAGAGCUCGGGUUAUUUAGAUGUCACUGUCAACCAAUGUAAAGAUGAACAUUUUCUGUAAUUGAACGCCUUCCAAGUUAUAAUCUACUUUACAAUCUGUGACAAUGGUGAGCAUACCUGAUUGGUCAAAGUUGGCUCGUCUCACUGAUGUCAAAUUAGCAGAGCCACUUUCUGCAUCAAGGUACAACAAACAGCGUGAACUAGAAGUAGUCAAACAAGCUGAAAAACAUGGCUACUUUGUCAAGGCUUCAAAAUCGUACAUAUUGCAAAAGUUCAAAGAAGCAGAUCCUGACCAAAUCGAGAAGGAUCGUUUAUUAGGACGGAAGAGGAAUUUAGAAGAGGAAUGUCAGGACGUUGAGUUUAUAAAGCUACCUGGAACACAUUUAAGACAUUUAGGAGACAUAGCAAGAUGUGAAAAUCUGAAGAUAUGCUGUCUCAGUAACAACUACAUCUCAAGGAUUGAGUCACUUAUGGACUGUCACCAACUCAUAAAGCUUGACCUCCAUUCAAACCAGAUAAGUAUGUUGCCUCCAGCUGAAUUUUGGGCUGGGAUGCAAAGCCUCAAACUGCUUAAUCUCCAUGACAACCCCAUAGGAAAAAUGGAAAAUAUACAUCACAUUGCUGCCUGUCCAAAGCUGAUGGGCUUAACACUCUUUGAUACACCUUUAAGUCUCAGAAAAAAUUACAGGCACCACAUAGUUAACAGUAUAUGGAGCUUACGUGCCUUGGACAAACAUGUCAUCUCUGAUGAAGAGAUAAUUGAAGAUGCAGACUUUGGCGGAAGAUUUUCUGCGCAGAAUGUCAACCUCAGAAUUGACCUGUGUCCAUUUACAUGGGAUGAUGUAGGUUAUGAUGAAGAAACUACAGUUGUGAAGAAAGUUCUCCAAGAGAUCAACUCAAUCCUCUCUCACACAUCCCCAGUGUUAGUUAUACAGAGAUUUGUUCGUGGAUGGAUCACCAGGAGAACAUAUAAACUCAUACAAGAUACCAGAAUAUGGGCUGCAGUGACCAUCCAGCGAUAUUGGAGGACUUUCCAUGGAUAUCCUCACCCCCGGGACAAACUUCCACCACCCCCUUCUACCUCCCCAGUUCUAGAUACAUCAAAGAUCGAUUAUGACACAUAUAUGAAACUAAGAAGACCAAGUUCAGCAAAUGUGAGCGAAAAAGGAGGGGCUAAGGCUGAUAAAUCAGAUACGGAAAUGAGGGCUCAGUCAAGUCCAAACAAAGCACGCAAGAGCCUCCUGAUUAACCUCUCCAAGCUUCAACAGGGCACGUUACAAACUCUCCAGGAUGAAGCCAUUGCCAUUGAAACUGUCCUGCCUCAUGAGAGCUCAUAUUACAUACAACGAAGAAGCAAAACAGAAAUUCGAAAACGUAAAAGGAAAGAAAAGAAAAAGCAACGUCGAAUCAUGGACAUUAAACAUUUCUUUGGUCCAGUAGUUGAACCAUCACCUCCAUCCCCUGUUAAUACGACUCAAUUCUUGGAUGAUACUUCUGACCCAUAUACACCAUUUAGACUCCAGGGUUACAAAUCUAAUGUCAUGUAUGUAGAUCCUACUACUGAAGCAGUGAUAUCUAAGGCAGACUCGGGAAAAAACAUACGUGAAGCUGAACACCAUUACCAUAGAAGUCAUUUGGAUGAGAAGUCAAAACCGAAAACAAAACAUCGUCAGCAUAAAAAAACAGCUAGUACUGAUCAGCGUAUCUUUGCCCGUGUUCAUGGCACCAUGGGAAUGUCAUGUCUACGAGCGGUGCAGCAAGCAUAUAAAGAUCGUGAACGUGCAGAAAAAGUUGCUAUGAAACUUGAAACUGUCCUUACCUUGAAAGAGAGAAGGGAAGAUGCCAAAGAACGAAUUAGGAUCUAUCAUGAGGAAAAACGUGCAGAUAUUCUGAAAAAGAGACAAAAGGAACACUCAAGACUCGUUGAAAACAUGGAAAGGAGAGAAAUCAAGCGAAUCAAUGAAAUUGAAAAAAGCCUUGAACUUCGAAAUAAAACAUCAGAUUUCCUCAAGUCUAGUAACAUGGAGAAGACAUUUAUAAGUGACUUCACACGUCAGAAUACAUCUGUAUCAAAUGCCUUACUGAGGCAUGACAGACAAUCAAAGAAAGAUGAUCAUUCACAAAAUAAAGAGCAAAUUGUUCAAGGCCUCAAAGAGGAGGAAAAAGAGGAAGCAGAUCUUGUGAAAAAAUAUCUUGAACAUCGUCAAUUGAUGCGACAAACGGAAACAGCUGCAUUGAAAGCAACAUUAGACUCACAGCUUCUUCAAGAUGCUAACGAUCGUCUCAUGGAGGCAAGAACGCGAGUGGCAAGAUUGAAAAAGAGAACCGAAACUGUGAAUACUUUCUAUCCGAUGCCUUCUGGUCCUGAUACCCAGCUCAGUCUCCCACCCCUAGAUACUGCGAAACAACCUGAGAAACUUGAUCGCUGGAAUACAAUGAUAUCUAUGCAGUCUGGUAGAGUUGGAAAACAUCCAACAACUAUUGUCAAUUAGGACACAGUACAACUCAACACAAAGUUGGAUAGCUUAAUUCAAACUAUCUUUGAUUUGAUUCGUACUGUGUAUCCCACAACAUGAAUGAGGUCUUUUAUUGUGACAAUCAUUAUGUAAUGUUCUCUUAAGGCCAAUCAUGAUUCAGUUUUGACUAAAGAAAUUGUAAUUUCUCUUGAGGAUUUACAAUGGAAAUUUUCAGAUUUCAUGACAAUAGUGUUAACAAGGGGAUCAUGAUCUAACAUUUUCAAAUUGUGAAGUUACUUUAUCAAGCAAGGGCUAUGUGACUGAAUUGUCUGUCACAUGCUUAAUAAACUGUGAUAGUUCUAUGAAAAUAUUGUUUAUACUUAGAAAGUUACUUCUAAAUAUUUUGUUCGCUCUUACAUCAUGUACGUGGCAAUUAAUGAGGAGGGGGUGGUCCCGGAUGGAUCUACACUCCUAAAAUGCAAUCUGAUUUUCGACGCUGUUUCGGUGCCAAAUUUCGGUGCCGUUUCGUCACCAAAUGGACUGACUAGUCCGGUAGCAAAUGUUGGUGUCAAAAGGUUUCGGUGCCGGAAUGGUGCCGAAACGGUGCCG